AUGGCCCUAACCAAGCAGGCAAUUCUACGAAACCCUGAUGACUUUCCAACUUUGCAGCUUUUUCUGCUCGCCAUUGUCCGCCUCGCGGAACCAAUCGCCCUGACCUCCAUCUACCCAUACGCAUGGGCCCUUGUCAAGCAAUUCAACUUUGGUGACGAGCAAGAUGCCUCAUUCUACUCUGGUCUCCUCAUCUCGGCCUUUUCUCUGGCCGAGGCUGUCAUGGGCAUGUAUUGGGGUGGCCUUUCCGACCGAGUCGGCCGCAAGCCUGUCUUGAUCCUUGGCUGUGUAGGCACCAUGUUUAGCAUGGUCAUGGUCGGCUUUGCCUCCAACAUUUGGAUUGCUUUGGUUGGUCGCGCCGUUGGCGGCUUUCUCAAUGGCAAUAUUGGUGUCAUCCAGACCAUGGUUGGCGAGCUUGUCACUAAGCCCGAACAUGAACCCAAAGCAUUUGCUGUCAUGCCCUUUGUCUGGAGCAUCGGUACAAUAAUUGGCCCUUGCAUCGGCGGCACAUUUGCUAAUCCCGCCGAGUCUUGGCCGGAGCUGUUCUCCCGCGAUGGCGUCUUCGGUCGCUUCCCGUACCUGCUACCCAAUCUGCUCUGUGCAUUCCUGCUACUCGUCAGCAUCAUCUUGGGUUUCUUCCUCUUGGAGGAAACUCACCCUAACAUGAAGCCCCGAGUGCUUCUCCCUGCGGAUACUUACGCCUCGGAAGAGACUCCGCUGAUGGAAACUUCAGAUGCCAUGAAGCGUCCUGCCGUGGACCUACGUGCAGAGACGUAUGGAACCAUGCGAGAAACUAGCGAACAACGCCAGGAGGACGCCGAGUGCGAAGAAAAGUCCUUGCUCUCUGUUCCCGUCUGGAACAAGCGUGUUGUCGGCUUCAUCAUUGCCCUCUCCAUCUUCACCUACCACUCUAUGACCUACGACCAUCUUAUGCCCAUCUUCUUCGAAGAUGAUAGAGCCUCGGCACUCGUGUCCGCGCUCAAGGUUGGCACCUCCUCCCCUUUCUACUCACCUGGUGGCCUGGGCCUCUCUCUCCGUCAGGUCGGUCUGAUCAUGGCCGUCAACGGAGGUAUCGCCCUGUUUGUCCAAGCAGUCAUUUUCCCGCUCGCUGCGGAGAGAUUUGGUGUGUUCAGACUCUUUAUUAUCGUGACGGUGCUUCACCCCAUCAUCUACGUCAUUGUGCCUUUUCUCCUCUACGUCCCUGAAUCAAUGCUUUUCCCUGCCAUCUACUCUUGCUUGGCCGUGCGAAACAUUCUUUCCAUCACCCUCUAUCCCCUCCUCCUCAUCCUCAUCAAGGAGGCAACUCCCACCUCCAGCGCUCUAGGCAAGGUGAAUGGUCUAGCCGCUAGUGCUGGUGCAGCAUGCCGCAUGAUCGCGCCUCCUAUUGCAGGCUAUCUCUAUACCACUGGCAGCAGGAUGGACUGCACUGCUCUCGCUUGGUAUGGUAGCGCUGUUGUCGCUAUUGCCGGAUCUUUCCAAUGCUUCUCUGUUCCGCGACCACGAGUUGAUCGAUCGGAAGAGAGUGCCGUCAAAGUAAGUCAGGUCGCGACUGAAGCUUCAGACGCUGACAGAGAGUAA
Beauveria bassiana ARSEF 2860 is the source of this 1575-nucleotide messenger RNA. RefSeq names its product major facilitator superfamily transporter. The record is from RefSeq and is a predicted model, not a curated record. The transcript has 3 exons. Gene Ontology annotation, molecular function: transmembrane transporter activity. Bases 1 to 1575 code for a protein of 524 amino acids. Gene Ontology annotation, biological process: transmembrane transport. NCBI's taxonomy places the organism in Eukaryota, Fungi, Ascomycota, Sordariomycetes, Hypocreales, Cordycipitaceae.